Molecule: messenger RNA, 3234 nt
Organism: Phycodurus eques (leafy seadragon)
Lineage: Eukaryota; Metazoa; Chordata; Actinopteri; Syngnathiformes; Syngnathidae
Gene: gra
Product: granulito
Exons: 6
Coding region: 1363-1824 (153 amino acids)
Source: RefSeq, a predicted model, not a curated record
GAGACGACCACUAGUUGACAAAUGAGCUUUAUUUUGAAACUACUAGCUUUAUUUUGAAACUACCGGAUAUAUAUAUAUAUAUUUUUUAGCUUGAUGCAGGGUGGUGACUGACUAUUAAACGCGCAGGAGCAUCGAAGGAAGAAGUACAACAGGUGAAUUAAUUUAGUGUAAAUACUAAAGGUGAAUUAAUUUCUUGGGUGGAAAUACAAAACAAGUUACUGCGGGCCUACGACAAAAACCUGAAAAUUUCAAUGUGCAUAAACCUGUAAAUUGUAAUGUAAACGUUAAAAGUGCAAGUACCGCUAUAAAAAGUCAAAACUAUUUAGUUGUAAAAUAAAAGUCAAAAAUAUGGAAACGUUUAACUAAAACUGUUAAGUUGUGAAAGAAGCAACAGCUAGCCUUCAUCGAUUGACGUGCUUUGGAAAAUUGGACUCUCGGGUUUUUAGACGGCUAACGUGACAAAUAUACAAUAAAAAAACACCCCGCCCCAAAAAAAAAAAAUCACUGAGCAGGAAACUUUUGUAAACUCGAAAUAAUGUUAAAUCCCAAUUAACCGUGUUGCUGGCUCCAUCCUUAAGCUAAUUUGGCUUAGCAGCAGAUUUUGCCCUGCUGCUAAAAUAAGCAAAGUGAUUUUUUUGAUCAUAUAAUUUAAGUAACCCGUUUGUAGUUGAACCAUCGUUUAGCACCGAAUGUCGGCAGUACACGCACACUAGCAAGCGCAAAUUGUGAAAUGGAUUUAAAACGGACAAAAUGUACGAUUUUUGUAGCACUUGUGUGAAACACUUUAGCUUCGAGCGUAAUUUGCUAUGCAAACACACAAAAAAGAAAACAAUUUACUUGGCAGUCAACCGUUAAAUAAAUGAUGUAGGCAAUAACGUAGUAAGUUCAAAAUGUAAAUUUUUUUUGUGAUGGGUUCAUUUAAGUUAAUGAAAUGGGACAGGAGGUGGGUUCGUUAAAUGUAGUUAGUUUAAUGGACCUUGAGGUACAGUGCUCGACAUACUGCAUAAGUGCACACCUAUAUGUUUGUUAGACAGCCUUGAUAUUGCACUUACAACUACUCCCACAAAUGUGUACUAUUCAUUGCAAAUGAAAUUUUUCAACAUGCACAGACGGGAAUGUUUGAUGUAUUAAGUACAGGCCAAUAAAUCGAGUAAAGCUUCAUUUUAGAUGAAACUAGUCUCCUUCACAAGAAUUCAACCCCGUGAGCGUGUAUGCAAAAAUAAAAUUCCGGAAAAGGUUCUAAUCCUGACUGAGUAAUGGCCGAAAAGCUUGCUUUUCAAAGCGUGUCAACUCAUUUUGACCAAAGUCAGCUAAGAAGGGCUCCCGUUCACUAGCAGCUCGUGGAAACGGAUUAAUGUGUUUAUGAACCUAAUAAGUCGAGAAGCACAUCUCAAUAUUAUUGAGGUCAGAAUGGAGGUGUCAAGGAGACAAAUCCAGAAGCACCUGGAACCCGCAAGACCCCUACGCCGUCUUCUCCGUGUUGACGAACCCACACUAAAUGCUGCUUCGUGUACACAGGCUUUGAAUGACAUUGUGGAUCAAACGACAAAUAUUGAAAUAGAGCAGUUCUGCAAGAUUGUCAACCUCCAAGAGAAAAAAGCGAGAGUAUCUUACACAAGAGAUUUUUUAAUCGGUCUUGCGAGUAGUCCCGCGGCCAUGAAGAAGCCUGAGUGUUUACCAGACCACCCUGUCGUCUUACCCAGUGCACAGAAAUAUCCAAGAUAUCUGUGGGUCAAUGAAACCAAUGGAAAUUAUAGAAAAGAGGUCGCGGGGUGUCGGAGCCUAUCCCAGCUGACGUCUGGCGAAAGGCGGACUACACCCUGAACUGGUCAACAAAAAGAGAUUGAUAAGCAUUCACGUGGUCCCCGAGUGGAAACUGAACCCAGACUGCCUGCACUGAAGUCAGGAGAAGAAUGUACCACUACACCAUUAGUGACGUUUGACCCUUUUCCAAAACCUUUUAUUUAACUGAAUGUUUAUUUUAUUUUUAUUUAUUUUGUUUGUUUUGAGUUCACAUGUUCAAAAUAAAGAGUUCAGUCAAUCUGCAGCAAGGGAUCAUGUUAAAAACAAUUAAGUUCUAUUCAUUGAAGACAAACACAAACUGAACUACAGGCUACUUUCUAUAAUUUUCAGAAACGCAAAUGACUCGUUGUGCAAAGAAAUCAAUCAUUUUUUAACUUUAUGAUCACAACAUCUUAACGAUGGCAGUAUUAGGACAAGAAGCUUUACUUUUGCAACAUAUUCGCUACCUUCAAGAUCAAACGUCAGGGGGGAUGUUGAGACCAACCAGAUUCAUUAUGAUACUGUAUUUGAUUCCACACAAUAUGCUUGAAAUUUUGAUUAGGUUGCAACUUUAGGCUCUAAACUACCUGUGCAACUCUCAAAAUAUCACCUUUUGGUGAUGGAAGGAAUUUACAUAUUGGUGAAAAAGCGUGCAAACAAACAUUCAAACUGUACUUCAGUUCUUCAAUAAGAUUCCCCAUAAAGGAAAAUUAUUUCAAACCACAUGCCCCUUUCAAGUCUGCAUUUUGAAUAAACUUCAAUUGGACAGAACAUGGCGGCACGGUGAGCGACUGGUUAGAGCGUCUGCCUCGCAGUUCUGAGGACCGGGGUUCAAUCCCCGGCCCCGCCUGUGUGGAGUUUGCAUGUUCUCCCCGUGCCUGGGUGGGUUUCCUCCGGGCACUCCGGUUUCCUCCCACGUCCCAAAAACAUGCAUGGUAGGUUAAUUGACUACUCUAAAUUGCCCGUAGGUGCGAAUAUGAAUGUGAGUGCGAAUGGUUGUUUGUAUGUGUCCCUGCGAUUGGCUGGCAACCAGUUCAGGGUGUACCCCGCCUCCUGCCCAAUGUUAGCUGGGAUAGGCUCCAGCAUGCCCGCAACCCUAGUGAGGAGAAGCGCCUCAGAAAAUGGAUGGAUGGAUGUAUUUAGAUGUUGUGAAAAGUGUUUGUAAAAGUACUGUUAACCGACCACCGCUUAGUUGACUUUUUCUGUGCCUUAUUGGAUUUAUAUUUUAACUUAGCUAUUGUUACUUCUCAUUAUUUAUUUAUCCUAUUAUGUAUACUUUAUUUCCAAGAAACAAUAACCACUUGCAUCUCAUGGAAUUGUAUAUUUGUGUUUUGAUUGCUGUUUCCUACUGUCUUUUAUAACAGUGUUCGAUAAAAGAGGCCCAAGAUGGAUGCUUACAUGAUAAGACUAACUGUGAUUGUUUUCAAACAAAUACGUUUCUCAAGAAAAACU